GUGUCGCCCGAAGCUCUCCGCCUCGGCUGAGACGGCUGAGGGGGAAAUGGCUCGGACCGUGGCGGCUGCAGCAGCUCGGGCUGUGGUGGAGCCGGAGGCUCAGGCAGCUUGAGGUGAGGAGAGGUGGGUUGAGACCAAUUGAUCCAUCUUAGAUGGCCACUUGCUAGCGUUUAAGACCCCAGAUGCUGCUCUCUGAAGUGGGAUGGAGAAUAUUUUCUAUAUAAGGUCUUGCUAUUUUGGAAGCUACAAGAAAAAAGUAGAUUAGAGGAGGACAGAUUUGGUCUUUUAAGUGGACAUGGCUCAGAUAUCCAGCAACAACAAAUUUAAACAAUGUUCAUCUUCACUUCUGGAACCAGCAAGGACAAAAGAUGUGGACAAAGAAGAAGCAUUACAGAUGGAAGCAGAGGCUUUAGCAAAACUGCAAAAGGAUAGACGAGUGAGUGAUAAUCAGAGAGACUUUGAGUUGUCAAGCAGCACCAGACAAGAAGCACAAGUUCAUAACAACCAGGAUUAUGAUCUCAUGGUGUUUCCUGAAGCAGAUUCCCAAAAAAGAGCAGUCGAUAUUGAUGUAGAAAAACUCACCCAAGCCGAGCUUGAGAAAUUAUUGUUGGAUGACAGUUUUGAAACUAGAAAAACACCUAUAUUGCCAGUUACUCCUGUUCUGAGCCCUUCAUUUUCAGCACAGUUCUAUCUUAGACCUACUAUUCAGAGAGAACAGUGGCCACCUGGGUUAUCUGGGCCUUCCACUUAUACUUUACCUUCUACUUAUCCCUCAACUUACAGUAAACCAGUUGCAUUCCAGAAUGGCUUGAAUCCAAGAAUGCCUACUUUUCCAUCUACAGAACCUAUAUAUUUAAGUCUUCCAGGACAAUCGCCAUAUUUUUCAUAUCCUUUGACACCUGCCAUACCCUUUCAUCCACAAGGAGGCUUACCUAUCUAUCGCCCAGUAGUCAGUCCUGACAUGGCGAAGCUAUUUGACAAAAUAGCUAGUACAUCAGAAUUUUUAAAAAAUGGAAAAGCAAGGACUGAUUUGGAAAUAACGAGUUCAAAAGCUACCGUCAGCAAUCUACAGCUAUCUCCAAAGUCUCAUGAUAUUAGUAAAUUUGACUGGUUAGACUUGGAUCCUCUAAGUAAGCCUAAGGUAGACAAUGUGGAGGUAUUGCACCAUGAAGAAGAGAAAAAUGUUCCAGGUUUGCUAGCAGAGGAUCCUUGGGAUGCUGUUCUCCUUGAAGAGAGAUCCCUAGCAAGUUGUCAUCUCGAAAGAAAGGUGAAUGGAAAAUCCUUUUCUGGGGCAACAGUUAUAAGGAGCCAGUCUUUAAAUAUUCCAAAAACUCAGCUUACAAAAGUCCAGGGCCAGAUAUCUCAGAAAGACCCAUAUGGGACCAGUAGUUUGCCAACAGGAAGUUCUUGUCCGCGAGAAAUUGAAGUACAGAACGAGGAGGUGGCAGCUUUUUGUCAGUCAAUUACAAAAUUGAGGACCAACUUUCCAUAUACCAAUCACCGCACAAAUCCAGGUUAUUUGUUAAGUCCAGUCACAGUGCAAAGGAACAUAUGUGGAGAAAACGCGAGUGUGAAGGUCUCCAUUGAAAUUGAAGGAUUCCAACUACCUGUCACUUUUACAUGCGAUGUGAGUUCUACUGUAGAAAUCGUUAUAAUGCAAGCCCUUUGCUGGGUACAUGAUGACUUGAAUCAAGUAGAUGUUGGCAGCUAUGUUCUGAAAGUUUGUGGUCAAGAGGAAGUGCUGCAGAAUAAUUAUUGCCUUGGAAGUCACGAAUAUAUUCAAAACUGUCGAAAAUGGGACACAGAGAUUAAACUACAGCUCUUGACCUUCGCUGCAAUGUGCCAAAAUCUGGCCCGAACAGCAGAAGAUGAUGAAACGCCUGUGGAUGUAAACAAACACCUACAUCAAAUAGAAAAACCUUAUAAGGAACUCAUGACAAGAUACCCUGUUGAAGAACUCUUAGAUUCUUAUCACACCCAAGUGGAACUGGCUCUUCAAGUUGAAAACCAGCAUCGAGCAGUAGAUCAAGUAAUUAAAGCUGUAAGAAAAAUCUGUAGUGCUUUAGAUGGUGUGGAGACUCUUGCCAUUACAGAAUCAGUAAAGAAGCUAAGGAGAGCAGUUAAUCUUCCAAGGAGUAAAAGUGCUGAUGUGACUUCAUUGUCUGGAGGAGGAAACACUAGCAAGAGUUCAACUAGGGGCUCACUGAAUCCUGAAAAUUCUGUUCAAGCAAGCAUGGACCAGUUAACUGUAGCAGUUUAUGAUCUUCUCAGACUGCAUGCAAAUUCUGAUAGGAGUCCUGCAGAUUGUGCCCAGAGUAGCAGGAACAUCAAGGAAGCAUGGACCACAACAGAACAACUCCAGUUUACUGUUUUUGCUGCACAUGGAAUUUCAAGUAACUGGGUAUCAAAUUAUGAAAAAUACUAUUUGAUAUGUUCCCUGUCUCAUAAUGGAAAGGAUCUUUUUAAACCUAUUCAAUCAAAGAAGGUUGGCACUUAUAAGAAUUUCUUCUAUCUUAUUAAAUGGGAUGAACUAAUCCUUUUUCCCAUCCAGAUAUCACAAUUGCCAUUAGAAUCACUUCUUCACCUUACUCUUUUUGGAAUUUUAAAUCAGAGCAGUGGAAGUUCCCCUGAUUCUAAUAAGCAAAGAAAGGGGCCAGAAGCUUUGGGCAAAGUUUCCUUACCUCUUUUUGACUUUAAACGGUUUUUAACAUGCGGAACUAAGCUAUUAUAUCUUUGGACUUCGUCACAUACAAGUCCUAUUCCUGGAACAGUACCCAAAAAAGGAUAUGUGAUGGAAAGAAUAGUGCUACAGGUUGACUUUCCUUCUCCUACAUUUGAUAUCCUUUAUACAACUCCUCAAGUUGACAGAAGCAUCAUACAGCAGCAAAAUUUAGAAACACUGGAAAAUGAUAUAAAAGGGAAGCUUAUUGACAUUCUUCACAGAGACUCAUCACUCGGACUUUCUAAAGAAGAUAAAGCCUUUCUGUGGGAGAAACGUUAUUAUUGCCUCAGACACACAAAUUGUCUUCCUAAAAUACUAGCAAGUGCCCCAAACUGGAAAUGGGUUAAUCUUGCCAAAACUUACUCAUUGCUUCAACAGUGGCCUCCAUUGCACCCACUGACUGCAUUAGAGCUUCUUGAUUCAAAAUUUGCUGACCAGGAAGUGAGGUCCCUAGCUGUGACCUGGAUUGAGGCCGUUGGUGAUGAUGAACUCACAGAUCUUCUUCCACAGUUUGUGCAAGCUUUGAAAUAUGAAAUUUACUUGAACAGCUCAUUAGUGCGCUUCCUUCUUUCCAGAGCAUUGGGAAAUAUCCGGAUAGCACACAAUUUAUAUUGGCUCCUGAAGGAUGCCCUGCAUGAUGCACAGUUUGGUGCCAGAUAUGAACACGUUUUGGGUGCUCUCCUCUCCGUGGGAGGAAAAGGACUCAGAGAAGAACUUUUAAAGCAGACAAGACUCGUACAGCUUUUAGGAGGAGUAGCAGAAAAAGUAAGGCAGGCUAGUGGAUCAACCAGGCAGGUUGUCCUGCAAAGGAGUAUAGAACGAGUGCAGUCAUUUUUUCUAAGGAAUAAGUGUCGUCUCCCUCUCAAUCCAAGUCUUGUGGCAAAAGAAUUAAAUAUUAAGUCCUGUUCCUUCUUCAAUUCUAAUGCUGUGCCCCUAAAACUCACCAUGGUGAAUGAUGAUCCCAUGGGGGAAGAAAUUAAUGUCAUGUUUAAGGUUGGUGAAGAUCUGCGGCAAGAUAUGUUAGCUUUACAGAUGAUCAAGAUUAUGGAUAAGAUCUGGCUUAAAGAAGGACUGGAUUUGAGGAUGGUAAUUUUCAAAUGUCUCUCAACUGGGAGAGAUCGAGGCAUGGUGGAACUAGUUCCUUCUUCAGAUACCCUCAGGAAAAUCCAAGUGGAAUAUGGUGUGACAGGAUCCUUUAAAGAUAAACCACUUGCAGACUGGCUGAGGAAAUAUAAUCCCUCUGAAGAAGAAUAUGAAAAGGCUUCUGAGAAUUUUAUUUAUUCGUGUGCUGGGUGCUGUGUAGCCACCUAUGUUUUAGGCAUCUGUGAUCGGCACAAUGACAAUAUAAUGCUUCGAAGCACAGGACACAUGUUUCACAUCGACUUUGGAAAGUUUUUGGGCCAUGCACAGAUGUUUGGUAGCUUCAAAAGGGAUCGGGCUCCUUUUGUGCUGACCUCUGAUAUGGCAUAUGUCAUUAAUGGGGGUGAAAAGCCCACCAUUCGUUUCCAGUUGUUUGUGGACCUCUGCUGCCAGGCCUACAACUUGAUAAGAAAGCAGACAAACCUCUUUCUUAACCUCCUUUCACUGAUGAUUCCUUCUGGGUUACCAGAACUCACAAGUAUUCAAGAUUUGAAAUAUGUUAGAGAUGCACUUCAACCCCAAACUACAGAUGCAGAAGCUACAAUUUUCUUUACUAGGCUGAUUGAGUCAAGUUUGGGGAGCAUUGCCACAAAGUUUAACUUCUUCAUUCACAACCUUGCUCAGCUGCGUUUUUCUGGUCUUCCUUCUAAUGAUGAGCCCAUCCUUUCAUUUUCACCCAAAACGUACUCCUUUAGACAAGACGGUCGAAUCAAGGAAGUCUCUGUUUUCACAUAUCACAAGAAAUACAACCCAGAUAAACAUUAUAUUUAUGUAGUCCGAAUUUUGAGGGAAGGACAGCUUGAACCAUCUUUUGUCUUCCGGACUUUUGACGAGUUUCAAGAACUUCACAAUAAGCUCAGUAUUAUUUUUCCACUUUGGAAGUUACCAGGCUUUCCUAAUAGGAUGGUUCUAGGAAGAACACACAUAAAAGAUGUAGCGGCCAAAAGGAAAAUUGAGUUAAACAGCUAUUUACAGAGUUUGAUGAGUGCAUCAGCAGACGUAGCAGAGUGUGAUCUUGUUUGUACUUUUUUCCACCCUUUACUUCGUGAUGAGAAAGCUGAAGGAAUAGCUAGGUCUGCAGUUGCAGGUCCUUUCAGUCCUACUCCAGGCCAAAUAGGAGGAGCAGUGAAAUUAUCUGUCUCUUACCGAAAUGGUACUCUUUUCAUCAUGGUGAUGCAUAUCAAAGAUCUUGUUACCGAGGAUGGGGCUGACCCAAAUCCAUAUGUCAAAACAUACCUACUUCCAGAUACCCACAAAACAUCCAAACGUAAAACCAAAAUUUCACGAAAAACUAGGAAUCCAACAUUCAAUGAAAUGCUUGUGUACAGUGGAUACAGCAAAGAAACCCUUAAACAAAGAGAACUUCAACUAAGUGUACUCAGUGCAGAAUCCCUACGGGAGAAUUUUUUCUUGGGUGGAAUAACCCUGCCUCUGAAAGAUUUCAACUUGAGUAAAGAGACGGUUAAGUGGUAUCAGCUGACUGCAGCAACCUAUUUGUAAGCUAGUGAAUUUCUGAGCUUUGGAAGCAAGAAAGCAAGAACAGUUUUUAUAAAUGUUUCUGAACAGACACACACCUAAUUGUGAAUUAUGUAUAGUAUUUUAUACUUGGACAGAAAUUAUGAAGUUCAAUAUACUUGUUCUAUUUCAACAAUUGGACCAAGAGUCACAAAACAAACUUUUAUGGACUUGCAGAAGCCAUUUCUGUUUUAAUGUCAUUAUAUAGAAUCCUACGAACCCUAGAAUUAAUGUAUAAUAAGUCUUGAAAAUGGCUUUGAAUUGGUGGAGAUUUUAAUCCUCUCUUGACUAAUUCAGAGUAAUAGCUUUGGUUUGGUCUGAUAGUACUAGGUCAGUUCAGCCACCUAUUUUGCAUUGUUUCUUACCCUGACACAGAAUAUUUGUCUUCCUGCUAUGCGCCUUUACCACAGUGUAUGUUCACAAACACCAAAGGAAAGGAAAGGCAUGGGAUGUUACUAUAUAAUGCAGCUGCUAUUAACAGGGAUGAAAAGCAAAGCACAAAUAACACAUAGUUAUGUUAAGAACUACUAAAUAGUUUAAAGAAGUAGGGGAAAAAUAAUACUGCUUUUUAUUAUUCAUGACUUUAAAGCCUUUUUCAGAAUAAAGUGCCAAUUACCGAAGUUGUAAAUAAUGGUGCCUUAACUUCAUAUGCUUCCCUAGCAUUUCAUUUCUGAUGUUUUUUCCUGACUUUUGAUAAAUAAUUAAUACAUAGUUUUCACUCACUUUUAGUUUACUAAAGAUAAGAAAUUACGUUUACUAAUGUUUUUCCCACAGAAAGGUCAUUCUCUACUUAUUUGUGACUUAGUUAAAUAGUCAAGCCAUUUGAUUUAAGUCUUUGUUUUUCACUAAUUGAAAAAGAUUGAUUAAUGUAUUUUUUAUACUAAAUUCCAUCAUUCCGUUAUAAUCCUACAUUUAUUCCCAGUGGUGUGACUUGAAGUUUGGUGAUUUCACCUCCGUAUACUUAGACUACUCCUUCAUUAAAGAAGUGAAAAUUAUUCACCUGUGUGCCCAUCCAUUCCUACUUGCUCUAAGAACUCCGUGAGUUGGGCAGACUCUUCAUAAGAGGCACAGGAUCAGGAUUCUUUGGUCCAGACUGAAUUUAAACAUAGAUAUUUAUGGAGAAGUUUGUCUUAAAAUUGGCCUUGGUUACAUUGUAAACAGCGUACAACCAUAUGAAAGAAUUAUUUUCCUUAAUAUAUCAGAAUUCAGAAUCAAAAGGACUUAAUUGAAAUUACUCUAGAGUAGCCAUUAAGAAUAAGAUUCAUUUUUAUUAGUUAUUCAUUCACCUUCACAAAUAAAUUGUGUUUAGCUUGGAUAAAUACGUGCGUACAAUAUUUACUCCUGUGGCUAGAAUAGGAAGUCAGACAAGUUUUAAGUGGCACGAGAGAUGGCAGCAGUCUAGUUGCUAUGAGGUAGCUGACAGAUCUGCAGUGAAGAGCACCAAGAGAAAUGGGGCAACCUCAAAUUCCAUUGCCCAGAACAGAAAUUUUUUUGUGUGUGUGUACAUGUUUAACGUAAGUGGUGAUAACUGCAGAGCAGAAAUAAAAGGGUUGAGGAUGUAUCAGUAGAAAAAAAUUUUAAAAACUUGAAAUUUUUGGUGCCUAACACUAAUGGUCCAUUUGUAGGAAAACCCAUGAGUAUGAUAUAUGAAUGUCUUUUUUUUUUUUAAUCCUAAAAUGUGUUGCCUAUUUAAUAAGUUAAUUCAAGUGUACAUCAAAGCACCACCAUUUAUUUGCUUCUCCCACAUCCAGUAAACAGUUCCUUAAAGUACGUAAGUAGCUUUGCAAAUGUACUUAAAUAUUCACUUAAUGCUUUUGAGACCUGAUUCCAUUCCAUCAGUUGUCACUUAGCCAUGAAAACAAACGUGCUGUCUUGGUAAAAGGUAUCAUUGUUAAUUUGACUCAACGUGUACUGCUUUUUGCAGUCUUACAGCAGUGUCUUUUAGCUCAAAUAAUAGAGCUUGUAGUUACAAGAAAUCUGGCAUCUUAUCGAAAAGUGUAUAUUAUGAUUAAUACUGUACAGUUAACCAGAGUUCAGAACAAGUGGUAAUGAUGUUUUAUUUUAACUCAUUGUUGUGCCUUCCUUGGUCAUUAAAAAAUACACAUACCGCCACAUACAUAUUUUACGUAUACUUUAAUAUAUGUUACUUCUUUGUGAAACUCUAAUCUUCGACCCAUACCAAAAGAAGGAAAAAAACGGACAGAGGAGCCUCUUUACAGUACUACUACCAGUAGAUUUAAAAUCAGUAGGAUUUUUAAACUUUUUUAAAAGCUUUCAAUCAAAUAAAAACAAGAGUUUAAGUAAACUGGCAAUGACACUAAUUUUUAUGUAUAAUCACUAUUUUAUACGCAUCUUUGAGUAAAAAUAAUCAUGCUACACGUACAUUCUGUACCAGAAGAAUCCUUUCCUCUUACCAGUGUUUUGGGAUUUGAAGAUAAUGUUUUACUCCAAGAACCUAUUAUGUUCUCUACUGAGGAACCCAAUAGAAAAUUUGCACUGAUGUUUUUAUCGUUGUCUUUAUAUGAAUCUACAGGUAUCUGAAUGUUAAAGUAUGUAUGAUCUUGGCUAAAGUAUUCUUUUAUCUCUUUCACAUUAGAGUUGUAUAAAAAUUUCAUUAUCUUGCCUUAAAUUGGUUGACUGUUCUUUCUAGGAUUCAAGUGUUGUGGUAUUUAAAAAAGAAAAGAACACAUUAAUUUUUGAUACUUAGGCUUCAGAUUAAAAAGGACUGAAUUCCCAUUAUCAUCAUCUAUAGAUUAAUUUACAUGCUGUUUGACUAGCAGUGCAAAUAUGAGUGAAUAUGAUUAGUCUCAUCUCUAAGAACCAAAUAAUCUAAUUAUAUUAAGGUAGUGAAUAAAGAUGUAUAAUAUUUUUAUUAAUACCUUGAAUAUAUGCAGUGGAUUAAAUAUGACUUCAUAGCUGUACUUUGAUUGUAUUAAAAUAUUUCUGAAUUAAAGAACUCUA
Messenger RNA from Loxodonta africana (African savanna elephant), 8338 nucleotides. It is a transcript of the gene PIK3C2A, whose product is annotated as phosphatidylinositol-4-phosphate 3-kinase catalytic subunit type 2 alpha. Lineage: Eukaryota; Metazoa; Chordata; Mammalia; Proboscidea; Elephantidae. Gene Ontology annotation, molecular function: 1-phosphatidylinositol-4-phosphate 3-kinase activity; phosphatidylinositol binding; 1-phosphatidylinositol-3-kinase activity. The record is from RefSeq and is a predicted model, not a curated record. The coding region runs from base 296 to 5362 and encodes 1688 amino acids. Gene Ontology annotation, biological process: cell migration; phosphatidylinositol-3-phosphate biosynthetic process; phosphatidylinositol 3-kinase/protein kinase B signal transduction. The transcript is spliced from 34 exons. Gene Ontology annotation, cellular component: cytoplasm; plasma membrane; phosphatidylinositol 3-kinase complex.